This is a messenger RNA of Colletotrichum chrysophilum, 1578 nucleotides long. RefSeq lists its product as uncharacterized. The record is from RefSeq and is a predicted model, not a curated record. Lineage: Eukaryota; Fungi; Ascomycota; Sordariomycetes; Glomerellales; Glomerellaceae. Bases 1 to 1578 code for a protein of 525 amino acids. The transcript is spliced from 3 exons.
AUGCGUUUCUUCUGGCUUGAUGUUGGUCUUGCAGUCUUUGCGAGCCUCGUCGCCGCAUCGCAAAACCACCAUAGGGCAGACCGGCUAACGGUGAACACGACAAAUGGCCCCAUCACCGGACAUCUCGCGUCCAACGCCUCAGUCGUGAUUGAAUACCUUGGAAUCCCAUACGCGAAACCUCCCGUCGGCGACCUUCGAUUCGCUCCCCCGGUGCAAUUCGCGAGCAAUGCAUCAUACGACGCAUCAAAUUUCGGGUUCGACUGCCCGCUGUCACCAUCCAAGAAAGUGGACUAUCCCGACAUGACUCCCCAAGCUCAGCGCAUCAUCAGCUACUUCGCUUCCGGUGCCGGAACUCCGCAGAGCGAAGACUGCCUCACGCUCAACAUCUGGGCCAAACCAGCAAACAAGUUGCACUCUUCCAACAAGCCUGUGAUUGUCUUCUUCUACGGUGGACGAUUUGCCAUCGGCAACACCAACAGCCCCUUCUACAACGGCAAAUACUUCGCAGACGCCCAAGACGUGGUCGUGGUGACUGUCAACUACCGCAUCAACAUUUUCGGGUUCCCCGGAAUCCCUGGGCAGCCACAGAACCUUGGUCUGAGAGACCAACGUGCUGCCGUGAAAUGGGUGCAUGCCAACAUCGCCAGCUUCGGUGGCGACCCGAGCAAGAUCACCAUUGCCGGACAAUCAUCCGGCGGCGUUAGCGUAGAUUACUGGUCAUAUGCGUACACCAGAGAACCCAUUGUGAACGGACUCAUCGCGCCGUCGGGGAAUGCAUUCAGUUUCCCGUUGAACAGCCCCGGCGUACCUGAGCGAAACUGGAACACUGUUGUUGGAGCUGUCAAUUGUACUGACUCUGAGGACGUCCUGGCAUGCAUGCGCGAGAAAGACUGGGAGGAUAUCAAGGCGGCCGCUGCGGCUGUGAAGCCGACCUCGAGUAGCAGCGUUCUCCGCUCUAUUCCCCCAUUCUAUCCCAUUGUUGACAAUGAGAUUGUCUUUCCAGACUACGUUUCCUUGACAAAGAACGGGAGUUUUGCCAAGUUGCCCAUCCUUUUCGGAAACAACAACAACGAAGACGGGUACUACAGGAUCCCAGCCUACGGCAACGGCGUGGUUCCAACAUCCGAGCAAGUGACGUCCUUCCUCCUAGAGUCCUUCACCUGCCCCAACCUCUAUCAGGCCAACGCACGCCUCGCUCAGGGCGUGCCGGCCUGGAUCUACCGCUACUUUGGCGACUGGGACAACACCCGCCUCUUCCCGACAAGCGGUGCCUACCACGGCGUCGAUCUACACAUGAUCUUUGGCGCAUCCGAGGACGUCAGCGGUAUCCCUCCUUCAGACGCGCAAAGAGAAACGACCAAGGUAAUGCAGCGAGCCUGGGCUGCGUUCGCGAAUGGUCCCGGGAACGGGUUAAGCCAGGUGAUUGGUUGGCCCAAGUUUAACCCAGAGACAGACUCUCUGGUUCUCUUGGCUCUAGACAACAACCCUCAACCAAGGUUUGUGAAGCCGGAUGUGUAUGGCGCCCCGUGUUCUACUGUUACUAUGGGGGCUCUGGCAACUCCGACUUUGUCGUUGUAA